Macadamia integrifolia is the source of this 2900-nucleotide messenger RNA. RefSeq lists its product as uncharacterized. Gene Ontology annotation, molecular function: DNA binding; protein dimerization activity. The coding region runs from base 360 to 2315 and encodes 651 amino acids. The record is from RefSeq and is a predicted model, not a curated record. NCBI's taxonomy places the organism in Eukaryota, Viridiplantae, Streptophyta, Magnoliopsida, Proteales, Proteaceae. The transcript has 5 exons.
ACGCCCAAAGAUAACGGUGGAAAACCCAAACAAGAAAAAAUUCGUUUCAGUUCAAGCGUUCAUUUCGCCCUUCCUCAAAACCCUAACUCUCGUCAACCCAAUCCGAUCGCCCGGCAAACUCCGCCCCAUCAGCUUAACCCUCCGACGCCGGGCGAUCGUCAAGUAAGCUCACUUUUCUCUCAAUUUGGGAUCGAUUGGAAUCUGCCACUUUAAGAUUUGACCGAUUAGUGCCUGAUCAUUUCCGGUUCCAAAGUUUUGCUGUUCCCCAACUGAUCAUGUUUGCUACUGCACGCAUGUCUGAUGCUUUUGUUGUGGAAUUUUUUGCUGGCUAUCAACUCUAAGACAUUGAAGAAGGUAGAAUGGUGAGACGAAAAGAUCGGUUUUGGGAGUAUGCUGAGGAUUUAAAGGGGCGGUUUUUAUGCAAAUUUUGUCACAAGGUUUAUCCUGGGGGAAUUGCACGAAUCAAAUCUCAUUUGUCUCAACAAAGAGGCCGUGAUAUUGCAAUUUGUGACAAAGUUUCGAAUGAUGUCCAAGCUCUUGCUCUCCUUGCGAUUGGUCCUAACAAGAAGAGGAAGGUUGCAUCUUCAACAAAUACUGAGAGAAGUGGAAUUGGUUCAUCAAUCCCUAAUGCUUCAAUGGGUCAACAUCAAGUAUCCCUGCUGAAAAUAUGUGAAAAGAAAGACAGUGAGUUAGUUGACAAAGAUGUUUUUGAAUUCUUUCUGAUGAAUAACAUUUCACUGAGUGAUGUUGAAUCUCGAUCAUUUGUUAAAAUGAUCAAUUCUAUUAUUAGUUAUGGAUCCAGUUACUAUCCACCCAGUUAUUCAACUCUUUGCACGGAAUUGAUACCAAGGGCAAGGAAAGAGAUUGAGAAAUAUGUCUCUACAGUUAAGGAAUCUUGGACUCUCAACGGGUGCACUUUGAUGUCAAGCAUUUGGACUGAUAUGAAUGGUUGUUCUUUCAUUAAUGUGGUUGCAUAUUCUCCAAAGGGAGCUGUUUUUUUAAAUUCAUUUGAAAUAUCAGCCAAGGAAAAAACAGAUUCCUAUCUUAGAGACAUAUUGAAGUCUGUAAUGGAUGAAAUUGGGCCAGAAAAUAUUGUGCAGAUUAUCUUGAAUGAUACUUCGAAUUAUGAAUCUGUUGGUGAUUUUGUUAUGGAGAAGUACUCGCACAUCUAUAAAAUGCAAUGUGUCACACAUGGAAUACGAAUGCUUUUAACGGAUAUUUACGAAGAAGUUGAAUGGAUAAAAGGUGUUUUUGAUGAUGCAAAAUUGGUGGUUGAUUACAUAUUCAACAACAAAGUCAUUGUAAAGCUAAUGGGGGAUAUGACUAACAGGGAGUUGAAAAGGCCUUGUAAGAUGGAAUAUAUCUCCUACUUUUUAAUGCUUCAAUCAAUCUCAGAUGCUGAACAAAAUUUGCGGUUGAUGAUUGCGUCACCUGAGUGGAGAGACAUGAAUUCUGGCGAUACUUCAUUGGCAGGAAAAUUUGCUCAAAUAAUUGAAAGUGAAGCCUUCUGGAGUCGAGGAAAGGAUGUUUUAUCAGUUUUAGAUCCACUUAUUAAAGUGGUACGUUUGGUUAAUGGCGAGGAGUUGACUACAGGUUACUUGUUUGAGGCACUGGAAAGGGCAAGGAAAGUGAUUGAACAAUGUUGUUGUAAUGAUCCACCAAAGUACUCAAGGUUAUUGGAAUUGUUUGAUACAAGGCGGAAUGGGCUGAUACUUCACAAGGUUCAUGCAGCUGCAGCAUAUCUUAACCCAUCUCUUAUGUAUAAUGGGAAAAUCAGAUAUGAGGACACUGAUGUAAGAGAUGGUUUAAACUAUAUUGUGGAGACCAUGAUUUCUAAGGAUGAGAGGAAUGAUUUUGUUACACAGUUAUUACUUUACAAUGGGAGAAGUCCAAAAGUUUUUGACACUAUUGCAUUAUCCAUGUUGACGAAUGUUCAUCCUCGAGUUUGGUGGGAAUUCAAUUGUGUUUCAGUUCCUUUACUUCAAAAGAUUGCCAUCCGAAUUUUGAGCCAACCAUGUAGUUCUCGGGCAUGUGAACUAAAUUGGGGUGCAUUUGAAGCAGCAGAAAUAAAGAAAACCAAUAAGACAUCAAAUAUUUCAGAUAAUGUGGUUUUUAUAAGGAUGAAUAGGAAGAUGAAGGCUAAGUUUACAGAUCCUGAAAGGAAACAAGUUGAGGCUAUAGAUCUAGAGAACCUCCCGGAGCUUGCCAAAGACACCAUUGAUGGCCUGGAGGAGCUUGGAAAUGAAGCAGAAUUUUUGGCAGGUUUGAAGACACUAGCCAAAAUUCCUCUCGAGUCUGGAGCGAAUCUUAAGUAGAAUCAGCUAUGCACUGCUGCUGUAGCUCAUGCUGAGCAUCCAGCUUUGCAUUGUACAGGAAGAGGAAGAGUUUUUUAUGUGAACCAGGUGGCUUGACGGUUUUGGUCCAGAAUUGCUAUCUCCAAUCUUAUACUUUUAUCCUAAGCAAGAGACAGAGUUUGCUGGUUGAUUGCAAGGAGCAAGGAUUUCUCAUCAAUUGAUCCUACCAAAUUGCUGAAGCCAAGUUGGGUGGAUUCCACCUGGUGCCUGUCUUUGAUCUGGGAAGUUUGCAUCCAAUCACCCUCUCUACAGCAUGGUGAGAAAUAUGUAUACCUUUUCUUGAAGAACAUUUGGGAGAGUACUUGUGGACUAGAUCAACUAUAGAUAUGGAUCUCCCUUCUAUAUACCUGCAGGUAUUGGAGCUCACUAUGGCAGAAUUAAAAAGCUUUCUUCUGUAAGAAUGUGCUUCAGUCAGAAAAUUACUUCAGGAUAGUUAUUAUUUUGCAGUAAUUGUGCCCGUCUCUGUAGUUGCAAGAAUCCCUUGAUUUUCUGGUUUGGAAUUGAUAGACUAAUAUGAUUGUGUCAUCCUUUAGAAUGUUUCUUCCA